AUGACAAAAAGACGAGCUACUAAUUAUCCCUUGGCAAGAGUAAGAGAGCAAUAUUAUCCUGAUCCUACGAGUACUUCUUUCGUUCAAGUCAACGAGGAAGAUGGAAAAGAUAAUCUUACUCUGCGAUCACCCUAUAAAAAGCCGAGGAGACCUGAUUCACUCGAUUCAGGGCUUGCGAUCUAUGAUCGAAGUGUAAUUUCUCCCACUUCAACAGAUACACAUGAUCUCCAGGGACGAUCGAUUCAGCUUCCCUUCUCCCCGCAUCUCCAUGCUUUGUCAGAGUCAUCGCGUGAUGACCAACCCACGGAGAACGCCAGUCGACCUCAGCCUUCUUCGCCGAUUUUCAGAACUCAUGGUUCUCGAUCAGUAUCUCCUUUGUCACUGUGGUCCCCUCGAUCUGGGAACAGGAUCAACAUCGACAUGGAAAAUUCGAACGAACACGAGGUAUACAAAGCAGGUUGUACCAAUCCUGUCUUAAAACCAGAUUCGGAAAAAGGUCUUGCAGGUAUAUUCCCUUCUUCCUCUCCCAGUGAGCAAAUCCCAGCUUGCCCACCUUUCACUAUGAGCUCCUCUAUCAGACAAGGUUCAGUCAACGGUAUUGAAGAUCCUUUCAACUCUCGUCCGCUGCAUAUGACCAUGCCUGAUUCGAAGUCGAGAUACAACAGAUUUGGUACCAGAACUGUUUCGGGUGGGAAUGCAACAACCAGACAAACCGAGUAUGGGAAAUCACCUAUCCCUCAUCACGCUACAUCCUCCAACACCAGUCUCCAAUCUGACCAUUCUAGGACUCGUGGGGACCAAUCCACAUUCAUCUCUGAGGCUGGUAACCUGACCUUGGACAAUGAUGCGUACAUCGAAUCUCUGCAAAAGGAACUGAACAUCGCUCAACAGACGGUAAUAGACCUGAAGCAAUCCCAUGCUCACCAGAUGGAGAAGAAAGACCAAGAGACCCAACUCCGUACUCAGAUAUACCAUGAGUCAAUCUUGAAGAAGGACAAUGAAAUUGUCGAACUGAAAAUCAAGCUUAGGCAACUUGAAAGACAACUCUCCAAUCUCACUGGUGGUGAUCAAAUAAGUGCCACUUUAGCCACGGAUCAAGGUACUGCACCCCGCUCUAUGGGAGGGGUGUCAAAUCGAUUCGCAACUCUCACCAGAAGAGUGAAAGUCACACCCUUGAAUAAUGCCAGUGGCCGUGUCAGUGGCCCACAGCAAACAUCACAACGCCUAACCGAGUUCUGUGAACCAACACGAGUAUCAGAUGCGUUACCUAGACAUCCAACACCACGAAUCGACAACGAACAAGAUAUAGAGGCCGGACUGCGACUUCAUCUUGAAGAUGUCGGAGAAUCCGAAGAAGAAGAGGUUGAAUGGGCGUUGUGUAAUAUGGAAGAUAUCGAUGACAUUGUUUCGGCAUAUCAAGAGGAUUUGGAGUAUCUCCAGAUCCGCAAAGCUUUUGGAGAUCAGUGUCGGGAGAAAGAUGAUUGUAUAGGCGAGUGGUCGGAAGAAGGAUUGAUAGACGAUAAUGAGAUAGAGGUUAUACUAGCUUGGGCUAAAGAGGAGGAAGAAGAAGACCUCCCGAUCGAAAUGGUUGAGUGGUUGACUGAAGAAGAAGAUCAGUUCAAUGAUCGUGUAGAGAUGUACCAAGAUGAAUUCCAAAACCCAUUCGCAGAUCAUUGGAAGGGUUACUUUGGACUUGUGGCCGAUCCAGAAGCCCUGCGAGAUGCCAUGGAACGUGAAGAAGGAGAGAUGGUUUUAUUCGAGGGACAUUGGAUUAGGUAUACAACUGGACCAGAAUCGGACGGAGGAAUGGUUUGGGAAGAUGACAGGGAGUUUGGCGUGAUAGACGAUGGAUAUUACUGGUGA
This is a messenger RNA of Kwoniella mangroviensis CBS 8507, 1863 nucleotides long. RefSeq lists its product as uncharacterized. Bases 1 to 1863 code for a protein of 620 amino acids. The transcript has 3 exons. Lineage: Eukaryota; Fungi; Basidiomycota; Tremellomycetes; Tremellales; Cryptococcaceae. The record is from RefSeq and is a predicted model, not a curated record.